This is a messenger RNA of Salmo salar (Atlantic salmon), 1041 nucleotides long. It is a transcript of the gene txnl4b, whose product is annotated as thioredoxin-like 4B. Lineage: Eukaryota; Metazoa; Chordata; Actinopteri; Salmoniformes; Salmonidae. Gene Ontology annotation, biological process: mRNA splicing, via spliceosome. The record is from RefSeq and is marked provisional. Gene Ontology annotation, cellular component: U5 snRNP; spliceosomal complex; U4/U6 x U5 tri-snRNP complex.
AGCGUACCAUUUUCGUUUGUCAAACUGAACACAAAUGCUAGCUAGCAGCUAACAAAAUGAGUUUGUUUUUGGCCAAAUUGUCAUGUAAAAAUGACAUAGACGAGGUAAUAAAAACCGUCGCUGAAAAGGUUUUAGUUCUUCGGUUUGGAAGAGAUGAAGACUCGGUCUGCCUGCAACUUGACGAGAUUCUGUCCAAAACCUCCCACGACCUGAGUAACAUGGCGUCUAUCUACAUCGUGGAUGUGGACUCAGCCCCCGUCUACACGAGAUACUUCGACAUCAGUUACAUCCCAUCUACAGUCUUCUUCUUCAACGGACAACACAUGAAAGUUGAUUAUGGGUCUCCAGAUCACACCAAGUUUGUGGGCAGUUUUAAGACCAAGCAGGACUUCCUGGAUCUGAUCGAGGUGAUCUACAGAGGAGCUAUGAGAGGGAAGAUGAUCGUCCAGAGUCCCAUCGACCCUCAGAACAUCCCCAAGUACGACCUGCUCUACCAUGGGAUCUGAGAUUUCACCACGAUUCCCCACCCUUCAGCGCAGUUACAAGCACCCUGGCUGCAGAUCUCGUCGGGAGACCGACGGCGCGGUUUGAGCGCUCAACCUGCCGACAAUUCAUGUGAAAAGAAAACGUCUGACCGGCACAGAACGGAUUGGCCCGGACAAUUAUGGUGUCGGCUUUAUCAAGAGACGCCACUGUAGCUGGCGCCAUCUCACUUCACCAUUCAUACUGAUGUACCGAUUUAGUGAAACUGUCCAUAACUUGAGGUUUAAUAUUCUGAUGUAGUGUUUAGUAUUUUAUUUAUAUAUAUAUAUAUUAGUAUUAUAUUUCCUAGGGGUUUGAUAUUUCCUAGGGAAAUAGAUCUCUCUAAGAGACACAGAUAUGUGUCAGAGUGAACAAUCUUUUAUUUCAUACAAUGAAGAUUCAUUUAUAUCUGGAUGUUCUUGUUGCCUCUUUGUUUAUAGUGGGAAUGCUGAAUCUAAUGUAUGUUUGGUCACAAGGUCAGAAACCUUUUGAACUUUUUGUUAAUAAAUGUGUCACUUC